AUGCUGCUUGUUUUUGCGCUUCUCAUGCUGAGCAUCACACUCGGGAAAAGUUUUCCACCCUACAGUUACGAGCCCGGCGAGGACGAGGACCCGGACCAGGACCCGUUCGAUUAUUACCGUGCGCCGGAGGAUCUGGAGAACAGGAACGGGACCGUGUGUGAGGAAUGCGUUCCCGAGCUCUGCCCCCCGACCCAGGGCUGCCGGGCAGGGUUGGUCCUGGACUCCUGCGGCUGCUGCCUGGAAUGCGGGAACCUGGAAGGACAGCCGUGCGACCUCGGAGACACGAACACGUACUACGGUCGGUGUGGCGAGAACCUGGAGUGCAGGAUCGAUUCCUCGGAGACGUCCGAGUCCGAGCCGCAGUGCGUGUGCGCGCAUCAGGAACCGAUGUGCGGCUCGGAUGGGUCCACCUACAUGAACCUCUGCAAGUUUAAAGAAGCUGAGUUUUCCAAAUCUGGGCUGAACGUGACCGAGGGACCCUGCAGGACCGUUCCUCUGAUCAAAGUACCCCCGCGUGACCUGGUGAACGUGACGGGCAGCAGCGCGGUGUUCCUGUGCGAGGUCUUCGCCUUCCCUAUGGCGUUGGUGGAGUGGAGGAAGGACGGGAAGGAGGUGGUGUUGCCUGGAGAUGAUCCGCACAUAUCCGUGCAGUCCAGAGGAGGCCCUCAGAAGUACGAGCUCUCCAGCUGGCUGCAGAUCGAGGAUGCCAGUCGGGCAGAUUCCGGUACCUACAGGUGCACGGCCAGGAACGGGCUGGGCGACGUCUCUGCCACCGCCGUGCUGGGAAUUCUGCCACCAGACGAGAUGUCUGCUUAUCUAGAAGAAAGCUUCAAAGAGCAGAUGGGAUACGACCCCAUGAAGUUCUACGACGAGAACUACUAUUGA
Molecule: messenger RNA, 885 nt
Organism: Trichomycterus rosablanca
Lineage: Eukaryota; Metazoa; Chordata; Actinopteri; Siluriformes; Trichomycteridae
Gene: kazald3
Product: Kazal-type serine peptidase inhibitor domain 3
Exons: 4
Coding region: 1-885 (294 amino acids)
Biological process (GO): regulation of cell growth; regulation of signal transduction
Cellular component (GO): extracellular region; interstitial matrix
Molecular function (GO): insulin-like growth factor binding
Source: RefSeq, a predicted model, not a curated record